UGUCUGCACCUGUCUGUCUGCACCUGUCUGUCUGCACCUGUUGUAUUGUGUUAAAUAUAAACAAUAAAUGUAUCAAUAAGGUGGAGAAAUCAAUGCCUGAAAUGUAAACAAGUCAACGGUGAAAUCACAUUUUAUUAACUUAAAGGAGAGACCUGUCAAUCAUCUGCUGUAAGAACAAAGUAAUCUGUAAACCGGUGUCAUGAAUGUGUUCUUCCUCCUCCUCCUCCUCCUCCUCAGGUGUGGUAGUCGGCGAGGACGACUGGACGGCCGACCCGAAGAGGAAGAGGCCCGUGAAGGGCGGCAGCCGGCUCUUCAUCGGCGCCGCCAUCGACGGGAAGUCAGAGUACUUCCCCACGCUGUCCAGCAGGAAGCUGGUGGCGGACGAGGAGAGCGUCAACAUGUUCUCUCUGGUCUACCAGGACGAGUUUGUGUCCUCUCAGAUCAAGAUCCCGUCGGACACGCUGUCCCUCUACCCGGCCUUCGACAUCUACUACGUCUAUGGCUUCUCCAGCCGCACCUACGUCUACUUCCUGACGCUGCAGCUGGACACGCAGCUCACGCAGAUGGACACCGGCGGAGAGAAGUUCUUCACCUCUAAGAUCGUCCGCAUGUGUUCCAACGACACCGAGUUCUACUCCUACGUGGAGUUCCCUCUGGGCUGCACCAAGGACGGCGUGGAGUACCGACUCGUCCAGGCCGCCUACAAGCAGAAACCAGGGCGGAGGCUGGCCCACGCACUCGGCCUGUCGGAGGACGACGAUGUCCUCUUUGUUGUCUUCUCACAGGGUCAGAAGAACCGGUCCAACCCCCCCAGAGAGACGGUGCUGUGUCUGUUCACCCUGCAGCACAUCAACCUGGCCAUGAGGGAGAGGAUCCGGUCCUGUUACCGUGGAGAGGGACGCCUCUCCUUACCCUGGUUACUCAACAAGGAGCUGCCCUGCAUCCACACGCCGAAGCAGAUCGGAGAUGAUUUCUGUGGUCUGGUCCUGAACCAGCCUCUAGGGGGUCUGAGGGUCAUCGAGGGGAACCCGCUCUAUGAGGACCGGACCGAGGGCAUGGGGGCCGUGGCGGCCUACACCUACGGGGAGCACACGGUGGUGUUCGUGGGGACACGGAGCGGUCAGCUGAAGAAGGUAGGAGGAUGAGGAACUGAUGAAGAUGUUUGUGAUUUUUUUAUUCUGGGACUCUCAAAACGUUGGAGAGAAAAACAGCUGCAUGAAUGUUUAAAAUGUAUGUUUUGGGUUCUUUGGCUGCUUCAGGAGCUUCUUCAUGUUUCAACAUCUUGAGUGUUUCUCUUGAGUGUUUCUCUUAUUCAUCGGUCCUGAAGCUGAUCGUCACGGUUGUUGUUGUGUUUCUAUUUCUUCUGUUAGAGCUCAGAGGUUCCUCUAGUCCUUCAUGAAACCUGACAGACGUGUUUACAGAACUCUGUUAACCAAUCAGGAUAAAGCUGUGAAGCUCUGAAAGACUGAACAAAGAAACACAGGAAGCAGCUGUGAAGAGUUUUAAUCAGCGUUGCUUUUCAAGAAACACCUGAUCACAGUUUUAUCUGAAUAUGAACAUCCAAGUGAUCCACUUCCUGGUUCUGUAGAGGUUCUGGUUCUGUAGAUGGUUCUGGUUCUAUAGAGGUUCUGGUUCUGAAGAGGUUCUGGUUCUGUAGAUGGUUCUGGUUCUAUAGAGGUUCUGGUUCUUCAGAGGUUCUGGUUCUGUAGAUGGUUCUGGUUCUGUAGAGGUUCUGGUUCUCAGGAGGAACUGACUUCAUGUCUCAUUUUCUCAUCUUUAAGAGGCUCAAAGUUACUUUUCUUCGUCCAAACUGGAACUUUUACUUCAUUAUUUAAAGUAGAAUCAUUUGAAAGUUUAACUCUUUAUUAAUAUAUAACUCUAUACUCUAUAACUCUAUACUCUAUAACUCUAUACUAUAUAACUCUAU
Messenger RNA from Anarrhichthys ocellatus (wolf-eel), 1927 nucleotides. Its product is annotated as plexin A3-like. Gene Ontology annotation, molecular function: protein binding; semaphorin receptor activity. The coding region runs from base 204 to 1145 and encodes 313 amino acids. Lineage: Eukaryota; Metazoa; Chordata; Actinopteri; Perciformes; Anarhichadidae. The transcript is spliced from 3 exons. The record is from RefSeq and is a predicted model, not a curated record. Gene Ontology annotation, biological process: regulation of cell migration; semaphorin-plexin signaling pathway. Gene Ontology annotation, cellular component: semaphorin receptor complex; plasma membrane.